AUGAAGCUUUGUAUUGUCGCCCUUGUCGUUGUUCUUUUUUCAGUAUCAUCUUAUGCUGCCAAACCUCUAUUACUCGGUUCACUUUGUUUAAAUAGAGUGAACUGUUUUGUUAACCCAUGUCAAUUCUCACGAUGUGCUGCACAUCCUCAAGCUUCAUGUGUUGCAAACUAUUGUGGUGGUUGCUUUGCACACCACUAUUUAGAUGGCAAACGAGUUGAUUGCUCAGAUACAGUAUCUGAAGAACCAGUUGAAGCUCCAGAAAGCAAAUGUAUUACGGUGAACUGUUUUGUGGAUCCAUGUGGCUUUGCUAAAUGUGGUAAAAAUCCAAGGGCUGUGUGCCGAGCAAACUAUUGUGGUGGUUGUAAUGCUUGGUUUUACGAAAAUAACCAACGUGUUCAAUGCGACUAA
This is a messenger RNA of Rotaria sordida, 408 nucleotides long. The record is from the annotation of a GenBank genome assembly. Lineage: Eukaryota; Metazoa; Rotifera; Eurotatoria; Philodinida; Philodinidae.